Elaeis guineensis (African oil palm) is the source of this 696-nucleotide messenger RNA. Its product is annotated as E3 ubiquitin-protein ligase ATL9-like. Lineage: Eukaryota; Viridiplantae; Streptophyta; Magnoliopsida; Arecales; Arecaceae. The record is from RefSeq and is a predicted model, not a curated record.
AUGGCUUCACCAGCUCCGCCGCCGACCCAGGAUGCCAUGAUAUUGUUCCCCGACUACCUCGUCGGCGUCGCCGCUACGCCGCCGUCGCAGCCGUUGCAGCUUCACGUUAACGACAGGCUGGCGGCGGCCUCCGAUGGCGGCACCCCCUCGCUCGCGAUCAGCGACGCCAUUCCAGGCGUCGUUAUCCUCGUCUGUCUUUUCAUUUGCUUCUCCAUCUACUUGUUCCGCAACGACUUCCGCCGCCACUUCGCCGGCACCCACCUCGAAGUCUUUUUCGGCGGCGAGUCGGAGCGGCGUCGGCAUGAGGGAAAGACGGGGCUGGAUCCAGCGGUGCUGGCUUCGUUCCCUGUGGUUCCGUACGCCGCCGUGAGGGGGGUGACGGAGGGGAAGGGCGGGGCGGAGUGCGUGGUGUGCCUAGCGGAGUUCGGCGGCGGCGACGACGUGAGGGUGCUCACCGUGUGCUGCCACGCGUUCCACCCGGCGUGCAUCGAUCCGUGGCUCGCGGAGCACGCCACGUGCCCGGUGUGCCGGUCGGACCUGGAGGCGAUGCCGGACGAGGCGACCCUCCGAGCGGUGAUGGAGGCCGCCGGCGAUAGCCACGUCAACACCAUCGGCGAAGAGGGGGAGAGGGAAUCUGGGCGGUCGGACGUGGUCGGACGGCCGACGGAUGGGGAGGACGAGGGGACAAGAAGGUGA